AUAACUGGACAGGGGUUUCCUGACCUGGCAUUCCCGGAAAGUUUGAUAAGGAGUCAUAUACUUGAAGUCGUACGCAUUCAGGUGUCGAGUUCAGUCCCCCUUGGGUCCUUCUCUGCUGUUCGUUGCAGAUGAAACUCAAGCACUCAACUCAAUCAAAAGGACUAUAAGAGGAAGAUUUUCGUUCUGUGUCCCCAAACCACUCCAAUGGCGAAUCCCGACCUGCCCCAACCCAAGAAGCUUCGUCAGACGGGUCAAUUUCAACCAAGAUGGGAAGACCUAAACGUAGACUGUUUGGCAAAUGUGUUCGGAAGAGUUGGUAUCACGGCAUUGCUCUUGAGUGUCCCUUUCGUGUGUAAGUCUUGGUACAGAGCAAGCCUCGACUCUGCAUGUUGGCAACGUCUCAUUUUGCCUGAUGUUGAUACUGAGAUUGACCUUGGAAAUGAAGGAUUUUGGAAUUCUGACAAUGAAAUUGAAGCUGUGAUUGACAGAAGACCAGAGAUUUUCCGUUUCGAUACCUUGAUGUCCAGAUUUGAACAGGAAUAUCAAACUGGUCAUAAAUGCCUUUCUGAUACUCAAUUCAUAACGUUUGUAGUCAAACGUAGCAGAGGACAGGCUAUUUUCCUCAGGCUACCUCCACUCUGUCAAAUCACAUUAUUGAAUCGUGUUGCAGAUGUGUGUCAUGGACUGAAGGGUUUGUCUUUGCACCGCUGUUCACUGAUCUAUUCAUCAAGCAUUAUCCUAGAGCUGAUUGGAAAGUGUAAACAUUUGGAGCUGUUGUCAUUGAGGGGGGGCAGUAAUAAUUUGGAGGAACUCCUUUUACAGAUCAGCAUUCACUGUAAAAAAUUUUGUCGUUUACUUGUGUUGAAUACUGUAAUUGGUAGAGAAGAUGCAUUGGCAAUUGUUAACUUGGUUCCUAAUAUUAAGUACUUGAGCUUGAGGAAGUCAUACAUACAUCGGGAUAAUCUUAUCACAUUAUUCCGGGGCUGCAAAGAACUUGUGCUUUUGGAUGCUAGGGAUUGCUCUGGUUUUGAUGGCGGUGAUGUUGAAAUAUUAGCGCUUGCUUCUCAAAUUGAUAAGUUCAGCUGUGAGGGUUCUAGAAAUGGUGACUGGAAUUCAUGAUGCUCUUUCUUGGAAAUGUGUUUGGAAGAGUUGGUAUGACGUCAUUGCCGUUGAAUGUUCCUUUCGUGUGCAAGUCUUGGUACAGUACAGAGCAAGCCUAAACUCUGCAUGCUGGCAACGUCUCGUUUUCCCUGAGGUUGAUAUUGAGAUUGACAUUGACACUCAGGCUGGGGUUCUGACGAUGAAUCUAAAGCUUAGAUUGACAGGGGAACUGAUCGUUGCUGUUUUGAAACCUUUAUGAAUAGAUUUGUAUGUGAAUAUCGAAUCCAUGAUAGUUGUUUUUCUGGCACUCGAUGUAUAAAGUUUGUAGUCAAUCGUAUCAGAGGACAUGCCACUUUCUCAGGCUACCCGGAGUAUGCCCAGAAGAAGCAUCAAUGUUUGAGAGUAACUAUCAUGGUCACCGGGUGAAGUUAUUUUUGGUAUUGGUAAGUCUUGAUGAGUGUUUAAUUAACUGCAGUUUCAAAACUGAGAUUGAACUACUGAACUUUCCAUGCCAUGUCCAAAUUUUCACUGAUGACAUAUUACUACAGAACAUAAGUCACACGUGUUUAACGUCCACUGCAAGAUUUUUUGUGGUUUACACGUGUUCAGUGCUUGUAUUGCAUUAAUAAAGAGAAGGCAUUGGCAAUUGUCAACCUGGUUCCGUUGUUUA
Molecule: messenger RNA, 1771 nt
Organism: Prunus avium (sweet cherry)
Lineage: Eukaryota; Viridiplantae; Streptophyta; Magnoliopsida; Rosales; Rosaceae
Product: F-box protein FBW2-like
Molecular function (GO): protein binding
Source: RefSeq, a predicted model, not a curated record